AUGACUGAAUCAGCACAAAGCGACGACGGCGUGCACUGCGCCUUCUUCUAUGGCACCCUAAUGGUCCCCGAAGUCUUCUACACAGUCUGCUACAACACCAAAACGGUUCCCGACGCCAUCGCUGCUCAGCACACCUUCACUCCGGCGAUCCUGCCUGGGUACUGCCGGCGCCGCAUCAAGUGGGCCGACUACCCGGGCAUCACCGAGGACGCGGACCACACCGUCUUGGGCAUCUUCGCCACGGGUCUGACACGGGCCAAUAUGGGCAAGCUGGAUCACUUUGAGGGAGCCGAAUACGAGCGCAGGACGGUAAAAGUAAAACUGCUGGAGAAGGUGGGCGACGUCAAGACCGGGGAGGGUAACGUGGAGGCCGCCGGCGGUGAAAGGGAGGCGGAGGUCUACGUCUUCAUGCCGACGCAGCACUUGGAGGAGAAGGAGUGGGAUUUGGAGGAGUUCAGGAAGGAGAAGCUGAAGCUGUGGACGAGGGCUGAUCUUAUCUUUGCUGAUUGCGAUCCUGAUAAACCUGCUACAUUGGCCUCAGCUGUAUGA
This is a messenger RNA of Sordaria macrospora k-hell, 549 nucleotides long. RefSeq lists its product as uncharacterized. The record is from RefSeq and is a predicted model, not a curated record. NCBI's taxonomy places the organism in Eukaryota, Fungi, Ascomycota, Sordariomycetes, Sordariales, Sordariaceae.